CAAUUUUACUGAAUGAAUGAAUGAGCCGAUUCUCAGCUGUCACAUCACAAAUUACAGGAAUCUUUCUUUUGACACUUUGAAAUUGUUGAUACGCUAACCACUUCCACCACGUUGACAGUUUUAUAACCAAAAAAUUAUUAAUCAUAAUCAAAAUGACUGUAACAACCGGAAUUUCUUUCGUCUUGGCUUCAAUUAGUUCAGUUCUAGUCUUUUCCGGGAUGCAAAUGUACAAGCCUUGGCUUAGUUCGUCUCAGCUUCAUACGCUUCUAGGGGGCUAUCUGGGGUCGAUUUUUUUUGUCUUGUCACUGACGGCUGUGGGAAAUUUAGAAACUUGUGUUUUUGGCCGGUCUUUCCAGGUUAAGGUCUUCCCAGAAGUACUGUUUUGUCUAUUUUUGGCCUUGUUUACUUCUGCUACAGUACAUAGAGUGUCUGCAACUUCAUGUCUUUUAAUCUCGCUUUGUGCCCUAUUUUACAUGAACAAACACUCCCAGAAAGUGCAUGCAAUCGCAGCCCCCUCAAUCCCCGUCCAAACCGGCAAAAAGAAGAAGAACGUGUCAUAGAAUUAAUCUAGGAUCUUUUGUAUUUUUUUUUCCAAUAAAACACCAAAUAAAAAACG
Molecule: messenger RNA, 616 nt
Organism: Tribolium madens (black flour beetle)
Lineage: Eukaryota; Metazoa; Arthropoda; Insecta; Coleoptera; Tenebrionidae
Product: protein KRTCAP2 homolog
Exons: 4
Coding region: 153-560 (135 amino acids)
Source: RefSeq, a predicted model, not a curated record